AGGGGGAAACUCGACACAUCAAAUCUAGAACAACCAUUUGCAUUCAUUUGGUUACAUUUCCCUCUCGAUUCGUUCAUUUCCGGUGUGCUCCGGAAGGCGCCGCAGCUGCUACUUCCGCCUUCAGUCGCCUCUCCAGAGACUCCAAAAUGACGGCAACUUUGCGUCCUUAUCUGAACGCUGUGCGUGCCACGCUGCAGGCUGCGCUCUGCCUGGAGAAUUUCUCCUCCCAGGUGGUAGAAAGACACAACAAGCCAGAGGUUGAAGUCAGGAGCAGCAAAGAGUUGCUCCUUCAGCCUGUAGUCAUCAGCCGCAAUGACAAGGAGAAGGUUUUAAUCGAAGGAUCCAUCAACUCCGUACGGGUCAGCAUCGCUGUCAAGCAGGCCGAUGAGAUCGAGAAGAUUCUGUGCCAUAAGUUUAUGCGUUUUAUGAUGAUGAGAGCGGAGAACUUCUUCAUCCUGAGGAGGAAACCAGUGGAGGGUUACGACAUCAGUUUUCUUAUCACCAACUUCCACACAGAGCAGAUGUACAAGCAUAAACUGGUGGAUUUCGUCAUUCAUUUCAUGGAAGAAAUUGACAAAGAGAUCAGUGAAAUGAAGCUGUCU
This is a messenger RNA of Oryzias melastigma (Indian medaka), 602 nucleotides long. Its product is annotated as actin-related protein 2/3 complex subunit 4. The transcript has 5 exons. NCBI's taxonomy places the organism in Eukaryota, Metazoa, Chordata, Actinopteri, Beloniformes, Adrianichthyidae. The record is from RefSeq and is a predicted model, not a curated record. Gene Ontology annotation, molecular function: actin filament binding. Gene Ontology annotation, cellular component: Arp2/3 protein complex; actin cytoskeleton. Gene Ontology annotation, biological process: actin filament polymerization; Arp2/3 complex-mediated actin nucleation. The annotation marks the transcript as partial.